Messenger RNA from Nelumbo nucifera (sacred lotus), 1325 nucleotides. Its product is annotated as LOB domain-containing protein 41-like. Gene Ontology annotation, biological process: regulation of gene expression. Lineage: Eukaryota; Viridiplantae; Streptophyta; Magnoliopsida; Proteales; Nelumbonaceae. The record is from RefSeq and is a predicted model, not a curated record.
CUUCCCAAACCAUCGCUCCCUUAAAUACCUCACCCCCCCGCUUCUUUUCUCACAUUCGCGCAAGACUUCUCCCUCUCCCAAAAGGACGCAAGCCAAACCCUUGGCUUCUCUCUCGUUCAAUUUCUCUCAGAGACAUCAGAAUCCCCUAUCGAUCAUCACCAGUCAGACCAAGCGGCAGUGAUUUUGUUGGUUAACACAACGGUAGUCAAUAUGAGGAUGAGCUGUAAUGGAUGUCGAGUCCUUCGCAAAGGUUGCAGUGAGAACUGCAGCAUCAGACCUUGUCUCCAAUGGAUCAAGAACCCCGAGUCCCAAGCCAAUGCCACUGUUUUCCUCGCCAAGUUUUAUGGCCGCGCCGGGCUCAUGAACCUCAUUAAUGCCGGCCCCGAACAUCUCCGUCCUGCGAUAUUCAGGUCCCUCCUGUACGAGGCAUGCGGAAGGAUCGUGAACCCAAUAUAUGGAUCAGUCGGGUUGCUCUGGUCCGGAAACUGGCCUCUCUGCCAAGCCGCCGUGGAAGCUGUCCUUAAGGGAAACCCGAUCACCCAAAUCGCUUCUGAAGCGGCUGUCAGCCCUAGCCCCCCUAUGAAAGCGUACGACAUACGACAUGUCUCCAAGGAUGAGAACUGGGCAGCUUCUCAAGACCUUCACAAGGUUAAGAGUCGGAGCCGCUUCAAGCGCUCCGCAUCAAAGCCCAACAAGCCCAAGCUCGUCUCUACUGCUGAUUUGGUAGUAUCCGAACCGCCUGUUGCCGACGCUACCCCCGUCUGUAACCUGAGGUGGCGCAGGUGCUACCCGGAUGGUUUCGAGCGGGCAACGAGUCACGAAUCUUCUGGAAGCCACCAUUCCGAGCACAACGGUGAAGGGGACAGCCGAGAGACCGACAGCAUGUUCUCCGUAGAGACCGUGGAGCACUCCCUUGUGAGUCGACCCCAGCAGCAAGAAGCUGCCCUAAAGACCUCCGAUAGCCAUACUGAUGACAAUGAGGUCGAGUUAGAACUCACACUCGGCUUCGAGCCGGUCUCACGUCACCCAAGCGCGAGUCCUGUCAAAGGUCGCAGUGAUCUCCACGUAUCAGGCAACGAUACGUGUAAGAUGGAGCUGGGACUUGAUUAUGUGGCUUGAUUUGCCGUUGUUGUGUCCAGAGAUAUCCAGUUUUGGCGGUUCAGAUCAUUCAUUUCUCUUUGUAACACAAUAAAGCCUCUCUUUAGUUCUUGUUUUUUUUUCAUGUUAUUUUUCGUAAUUUUUUCUCUCUUUUCUUUUGUUGUUGUAUAAACUUGAAUUUACAUAUAUAUAAGAGAGAAAUAAGAUGAUUAUACUCUUGAUACACA